This is a messenger RNA of Perkinsus marinus ATCC 50983, 5253 nucleotides long. RefSeq lists its product as hypothetical. The record is from RefSeq and is a predicted model, not a curated record. The coding region runs from base 1 to 5253 and encodes 1750 amino acids. The transcript has 33 exons. Lineage: Eukaryota; Perkinsozoa; Perkinsida; Perkinsidae.
AUGGCCUCGGCGUCCCCCAAGCCAGGUGGAGUGCCUUGUGGUUCUCUGUUCUUGGCUAUCAGUAGAGCUGCUACUGAAAAAGCAGUGAAGGAUGCAAUAGAUGCCAACCAGGAUGCCAUAGCCCGGCUAAGGAUGGGAAUGGACGCCUAUUACUCAACGCCGAAGUUUAGUCCAUCGCUCAAGCACACACAAAGCACGAGUGUUGGCGAUCUCAACGAUGAAGCUGAUGCUUUUGCGGCCUCCCAGGACCAGUCAAUGCAGUACCAUCUCCUCCUAGUUAUGUUGGAUAGAGCUGCGGCGAGCGCUAAAGAUGAGUGCGCUGCUGUGCUUCGAGAUCUCAUUCUGAAUCACGACUUGGUCAAGCGCAUUGUCGACUGCUGUGCUAUAGAGGAGCUCCCCGACGGUUGCCGAGAUACCCUGAGAGACCAAGCUGCUGCGGUGCUCAUGGCCUUAUUCAGUAGCAAUAUUGUGAAUGUGGAUGUUGGACUUGCUCAAUACACAGCUAAUAGGCUUCUAAGUAGUAGUAAGGGUAGUCGUAAGAAUAAUGCCAAUGCUAGUGCAUCGUCUCCUCGUCCGCUGAACUGUCUGGUGGUCAUCACUAUGGUGGAACACAAUAUAGCUCUCAUCGAGUCAUCUACUGUCAGUGCCCUACAUCAGGCUCUUCUGGAUGCCACUGAUUGUCCUGCUGGAGCACAGAACUCAUCAGUCGCCUCGUUGUUGGGAUCAUGGUCAGCGGUACUGUCCAGUGCAGGGUCAUCUCAAUAUCAUUCCUUGCGAGCAGAGGUUGACCGUAAACUUCUUGUUGCCUAUACGAAGUCCCAAGGCCGCCUCACUAUAGCUCAAGGCCUUAGUGAUAUGGCGACCGCAGCGUCGGACCUAGUUGAUAGUUUGCAAUGUGGCGAGGCAGUGUUUGCUGAACCACAAGGCCAUUGUCUCCUAACCGCUUUGGUUAGGCUGUUGAGGACCUUCGACGCCACUUCUACUAAUUUCGUAUCUGCUGGCAUGUCUGGAGCAGUCGUACAGUGUAUAUGUUCUGCUGGGCCGGCUACUGAUGAGUUAUUCAGUACUGAUGCAUAUGAUCUUUGCCUACAGGCAGUAUCGAAUUCACCAGAGUCUACUGGUCCAUGGUCACUAAUACACAUGAUGGCGGGAUUGAACCCGGGACCUUCCGCGAGAGAGCAGUUGGCAGGGACCGCUGUCGAGUCGUGCUGGUUGAAGUUAUCUGAGCUGCCUACUGCUAUAUACCGUCGCCGAUCCCAUUCCCAUGUAGUGCUCACUCAGAGCGUCUACGUGUACGAGCUCUUCUUCACCUCACUGUUGGGACUGCCUAUCUCGACAGAGGUCCUCAACAUGUACCCUUCUCCCGUCAUUCCGGUCGGCUCGGAAUUUCCUGUCCUACGGCUGGAAAAUGGGGAGAGAGUGGUACGGCUCAGCUUACCAGCGGAUCAGCCACUCAGGCCGACACAUAUGGCAUUGUCAUUGCUUGCAGUGGUGUCCGACAACAGCGCGCGCCUCACUGAUCGAUUUACUCUCAUGCGGCCUAUUGCUGACCUCGUUGGUGCUGCAUUCAGUGUGGCACGGAUACUGGUGGAGGCAGGCUCGUGCGGCGAAGAGGACACCUCGCGGUUGUGGGCAGUGGGGCUGACGUUGAGGAGGAGUAAGGGCCUGGAGGGUCCCGUCAACCAAGGGGCGCUCAGGUUGCUAAAGGCGCUUGUGGACCGCCCAAUGGCAAACGAUGGAAGCUACUAUAUCGAUCGUCUCUGUGAGGAUCUCAGUGGUGCUUCCUGCCAUGAACUGGAAAAGCUGCUGAAUCAGCUCCUAGACAGAUGCUUGAGGCCCUUUGGUGCUGAUGGCUUGAAGGUCACUCGUAUAGAAGCGGAAAAGAUAUCGCAGAUGGGACAAGGCUCGCAUCAGUCGGGAUCUGUAGCGGCAGCCAAGGCAUUACUUGCUACUCGAACUGAGCAGAGCUCUCUGGUAGCCGAUCUCCUUUCGGAUGGUGCUGUGUAUGCAGCGCUGCUGUCAAUGCUUCAACGGCCUCCUGUGGAGUCCUCUGACUCAGCGACCCAGAAGACUAAGCGGGCAAGGCAUUAUGUGAACCCAUUGCAGAGGAGCUGUCCGGUUUCUAAUGAUAAAGCGCAGAGUCUAGCUGUUGAGGUGCAACUCGGCGCUAUGAAGGCCCUGAUGACCCUCUUUGAGUGUUCGGACUCCCUCUGUGAUGACGAGGUUUAUACGGCUUUGGCUACCCUCAUAUUGGGUGACGAGAUGGUCGCUCUCACCACGGAUGCACUUCCUGCAUGGCUCGCUGUUUAUAUAUUGGAAUAUGACUCCUCCCCGACUCUGGCACUGGCUGCUACGGAUACAUUCAAGGCUUUGUGCAUCUAUUUGGCACGAAGAGGAGUCCAUUUGGUGACACAUGCAGAGGGUCCAACAUCGCGACUCAUGCCUCGACUCGUGAGGUAUCUUGUCGAGCAUAAGUCCAAGAUAGUGGAGUUCAGAGAUCUCCUUACAGUGGGGCUAAGGACACAACCUACAGUCUUCAUCCACGUCCCGAAGUUGAAGGAAUUGGCUCAGUCGCUACAGCAGUCGUAUCACUCUGAAGCGCUACUGUAUCUAACGCAGAGACAUAAGGUCUACCAGUUCCUCGAUCUGGACCUGCUGUUGGAGCAUGCGGAACGAGCGAUCGAUGCGGAGAUGCUGCUGUCGAUCGCCUUGCAAGGUCUUGUUGCGAGAGACGGAAAAGUGAAGGCUUUCGUACCGAAGGUUCUGCGAAAUGAGAAGUUGUUGAAGUUGGUAUUUGGUGAGCAUCGGAAAGACUGGGCUGGCGGGGAUGCGUUUUCGGAGGGAUGGCAUAUGGAGGGUGGUGAAGGGCAUUCUGAGGGUUGGGUUGUGCCGUCUCCUGAGGAGGUGGACGACAUAGGCCUCUUUAACGCCUUCUUAGAGCGUUACGGUUUACGACGAGAGUUCAUAGACGAUGGUGAUGGGAAGGUCCACAUCCCCACUGUUGAAGCUAUAUGCCGGGCUAUGAAGACUGAUGAUUCGUCAGUUCGGAGUGUGAGAAUUAACACUUGGAAGCGUAUGAACAAAUCUGCUGCAAAAAACCAGCAUCGUAUACACGUUGUGGAUGUCUACACCUCACUAGUGCGGGAAGCUGUGGUGCAGAGCAUUUCAUCGACUGACGACGGCAAAUCCGAUGAUAUGAAAGUAGACACCUCUCUGUGUUUGGAAUCAACACUUCGGGUCUUCACUCUAUACCAGUAUCGGCUCGUCACGAAUCGGCAGCUUUAUGUGGGCAUGUUGGGACUCCUACAGAGACUCUUGUCGAGACCGGAAUCCCCUGGUGACACGGCGGGCGAUUCAUAUGUAUCCUCCUUGGUCCUACCGCCGGGUGAUUCUCUUGGUACCGCGGCAUCAUCACUGAAUGCUCAAGAGGUCUCCAAGGCUCUGCAGGCGUUGACCAAAACUCUCGAAAUUGAAGUGGACUUGACUGAGUGCCAUGACCCUAAGCAAGCGGCGCGGAGUCUAUGGAGGCUGUGGUCCACGGUGGUCGGCCUUAUGAUGCAGAGGGCAGCUUCGGAUCUCCCUAAGGCAGAUGUCGAUGGUCUGGUUACGCCAGUUACGGGGGUUGACUCUGGGCACAUGGGUGUUCUGAUAGCCCUAUUGCAGUCACUAGGAGCACCUCCGUCGCAGUUGUCACCUCUACUGAGCGGAAGGAAGGGCAAACUGCAGAGAGUUUACACGGGGCCGGCCUAUGUGAAGGGGACCAGGGCGGCAGCUUACCAGAGCUGGUUGGCAGAUCUUUAUGUGGCGAGUCGUGCUAUAGAAGUCACUCGAAUACCAGUGUUGUCCGACUCUGACCAGUGGCCUGUCCAUGUCCUUGCUCGGGGGGCUCAUUGUGGUGAGUUAGCUGGUGUGGAGGAAGCCAGUCUGGUGGCAAAUUUGCUCCGUAAUAGUGGCAAACCAGUGCCUGGUGGGUUUGCGUAUGCUUCCCUGUUGACCCAGGACGUUGACACUAUGUAUCCUAAAUCUAGAGUGGAGAAGCUGCAAGGAAGGUGCGACAUCCAGAGCAUCUUCGACGAUGAGGUGGUUACUGUUGGUGCGAAUGCCCCGAGUAUAUACACUCAGCGGAUCUACUGUGCCGUACCGUUGUCAUUGUGGCUUUGCCCACAUAGUCUCGAGACGAAAUCUGGAGUAGCAUCAGCGCAUCCACCUACUCCUAAGGUGAGGGCUGCCAAGGAAACUAAGGAGCCUUUGUCUCCUCUACACGGAGCUCUCGACGAGGCGUUCAUGCAGAAGGUUCAUGGAUACAGUGCUAAGACCAACACUGCACUGAUGGAUGUCUCCCCUCACUACGAUGCACUAUGUUGGGGGGUCUCCCCGCUGUUACCAAGGGAGGCCUUCGUGGCAGAGACCGGUGCCAUGUUGGCGGAUAUAUGCCCAGCUCAUGUCACGAUUGACGAGUGGAUCGAUAAGUGUUCUAGAACACUGGAGUUGACCGCGAUGCGACUAUUAGCUCUCACUGAUGUGUCGAAGAGCAGUUCCAAGCCACGUGCUGCAUAUGAUGUCUUAGCUACAGUCCGGAGUGAGGAGAUGUUCUCGACCCCUGGCACAAUAACAGAUCGAUGUAGAGAUUCUGUGGACUUGGUUUUGUUACGGCUCCAGAAUCUCGUACAGAAGACCAUGGCUACAGGUGAAACUGCUAGGAGUGUCUCAGCGGUCGAAUCUUUCCUUAGACCCGAUUCUCCCGAUGGUCGAGGAACCGCAGCUAUGGGCACUUGCAGGAUAGCGACGGAGGUUGUGAUGAUACGAGAGCUCUUGGAAGACCAUCGAUUUAGAGCUCACGCUGCUGAUGAUAGAGUCGUUAGAGUUUGCGCCGAGGUGCUCCGUUCUGAGAGUGUUAACGGUGGUCGUAUGCUACUGCUUCAUGACAGAGGAGCCUGCAUCUGGGCAGAUGCGACGGAGAUGUGGAAGCCUUGCAAGCACGUAGGUGUCGGCUCAUGGGUUACAGUCAUUGCAACAUUUCGGCCCGAUGUGGUUCGUGAUCUGCCGGAAGACCUCAAUCGAGAGCAUCCUCAGCUGUUUACGACACAGCAGUGCAUCGACGAAGCAGGCAUGGAAGUUCCAGAGCUGAAAGUGGGCCUCCUCAUACCAUGCGAGGUAGACGUUGUAGAUAUGACCGUCUAUGAACGAUGCGUUAAAAUAAAACGUAACUUCUGUCGCUUACACUCCAUGGGACCUGUUCUUCGAGGCGCAUGA